This is a messenger RNA of Anguilla rostrata (American eel), 5367 nucleotides long. RefSeq names its product myosin-binding protein C, slow-type-like. The record is from RefSeq and is a predicted model, not a curated record. The coding region runs from base 68 to 4486 and encodes 1472 amino acids. Lineage: Eukaryota; Metazoa; Chordata; Actinopteri; Anguilliformes; Anguillidae. The transcript is spliced from 33 exons. Gene Ontology annotation, molecular function: protein binding.
GGACCCCCCCCCCCCCACCCUCUCUCACCGCCCCCUCCCUCCACAGCCCGGAGGACAGCGCUCAGAAAUGCCGGAGCCCACAAAGAAAGAUGAGGUGGCCAAUGGCCCGCCGGAAGAGAAUCAUGCCCCGCCCCCUGAGGCUAAUCAGGCUCCGCCCCCCGAGACUACGGAUCAAGAACCCGCGGAUGCUAAGACGGAACCUGUGGAUGCAGAGCUGAAGGCUCCUGUAGAUGCUGAGCAGGCCCCUGUAGAUGCUGAGCAAGCACCUGUAGCUAAUGGGGAAGCCCCCGUAGAUGCUGAACAGGGCCCUGUAGCUAAUGGGGAAGCCCCUGUAGAUGCUGAGCAAGCCCCUGUAGCUAAUGGAGAAGCCCCUGUAGAUGCAGAACCAGCUCCUGUAGCUCCAGAACCAGCCCCUGUUGUGGCAGAACCAGCCCCUGUAGCUGCAGAACCAGCCCCUGUAGCUGCAGAACCAGCCCCUGUAGCUGCAGAACCAGCCCCUGUAGCUCCAGAACCAGCCCCUGUAGCGGCAGAACCAGCUCCUGUAGCUCCAGAACCAGCCCCUGUAGCUGCAAAACCAGCUCCUGUAGCUCCAGAACCAGCCCCUGUAGCUGCUGAACCAGCCCCUGCAGAUGCUAAGAAGAAACUUCCUUUCGCCGCUAAAAAGAAGCUUCCUGUAGCUACUAAAAAGAAAGUGACCGUAGAUACUAAGCAGAAGCUUCCUGUAGCUACUAAAAAGAAGGUGCCUGUAGAUGACACAAAGCAGAAGCUUCCCGUAGCUGCUGAGCAGAAGCUUCCUGUAGAUGCUGAGCAGGCCCCUGUAGCUGCUGAACCAGCCCCUGUAGCUGCUGAACCAGCCCCUGUAGCUGCUGAACCAGCCCCUGUGGCUGCUGAAUCAGCGCCUGCAGAUGUUGAGCAGAAGCUUCCUGUAGAUGCUGAACUGACCCCGAGCAAACCCACUGACGCUGAGCGGUCCCCGCUGAAGGUGGAGGUGGAACCAGUUAUUGUGGUUACCCCGUCUCAAGAUGUCGCGGACGAUGACGCUGCCAGAACCUCAUCGCCGCAGCUUCCGACAGAUGAUAGCGUCUCCCGCGCAGCCCAAGGAAGGAAGGACUCAGUGUGGUCCCUGGGAGAGGGCCAGCCUCCGGAGGACGCCGACAAGCAGCAGAACAACUCGGAGCUCUCCACCCUGCUGAUCGAGAAGCCCCAGGGCGGCUCCAUCACCGUGGGGGGGGACAUCACGUUCGUUGCGAAGGUGGAGGCCAAGGACCUGCUGAGGAAGCCCACCAUUAAGUGGUUCAAAGGGAAGUGGAUGGACCUGGCCAGCAAGACCGGCAAGCACCUGCAGCUGAAGGAGAGCUUCGACCGGCAGACCAAGAUCCACACUUUCGAGAUGCACAUCAUCAAGGCCAAAGAAAACUACGCUGGGAACUACAGGUGCGAGGUCACCUGCAAGGACAAGUUCGACAGCUGCUCCUUCGAUUUGGAGGUCAAAGAGGCUGCAGAUGCCUCUUCAGCCAUGGAUAUCCGAUCAGCUUUUAAGAGGAGCAAUGAAGGACAAGAAGACGCAGGCGAGCUUGACUUUAGUGGUCUCCUUAAACGUAGGGAGCCGAAGCACCAGGAGGAGGCCCCGCAGGUGGACGUUUGGGAGAUCCUGAAGCACGCCAAGCCCUGCGACUACGAGAAGAUCGCCUUCGAGUACGGCAUCACGGACCUGAGGGGGCUGCUCAAGAGGCUGAAGAAGACCAAGAAGGUGGAGAAGAAAAGCGAAGCGUUCGCCAAGAAGUUGGAUCCGGCCUACCAGGCCGACAAAGGCGGGAAGAUCCGGAUGGUGGUAGACCUGGCCGACCCCACCGUGGAGCUGAAGUGGUACAAGAACGGCCAGGAGAUCCGGCCAUCGCCCAAUUCAAGGAAGUACAUAUUUGAGCACAAGGGCACCCAAAGGAUCAUGAUCAUCAACAACUGCAACAGUUCGGACGAUGCCGCCUAUUCCGUCUCCGCCGGAAACGAGAAGUGCUCAACGGAGCUGUUUGUGAAAGAGUUACCGGUGACCGUAACCAAAGAGUUGACAGAUGUUUCUACAACAGUGAACGAGCGAAUUGAGUUGGAAUGUGAAGUGUCUGAAGCAGGAGCUCAAGUGAAAUGGCUUAAGAAUGGUGUGGAAGUUCCAACCGGGGUGCGGUCACGGUACCGCGUGAAGUGUGACGGGACCAAGCACUUCCUGAUCAUCGAGGACGCCUCGUUGGAGGACAAGGGAACCUACUCCAUCAUGGCCUCCGGGGGCACCAGCGAGGCCAAAAUUAAGGUGGACCUGAAGCCGCUGAAGAUUUUUCAGGACCUCACUGACCAGACGGUUCGUCUGGGGCAGCCCCUCAAGCUGCACUGCGAGAUCUCCCCGGGGAACGUCGCCGGCAACUGGUACAAGAACGGCCAGCUGCUCCAGCCCAGCGACCGCGUGAACAUCCUGCACAGGGCCAAGAACCACAGGCUAGAGAUAGCAGCUGCCACGAUCCACGAUGCUGGGGAGUACACGUUUGUGCUGGAGGGGUAUACUGACGGCCUCGCUUGCAAAGUCAACAUCAUAGAUCCCCCUAGGGUGCACCUCGAGAGCCUGAACUUCCCCGACAACACCGUGACCAUCGUGGCAGGAAACAAGCUGCGCGUGGAGGUCCCCAUCACUGGAGAACCCAUACCCAGGGUGGUGUGGACGAAGGGGGAGAGGGUGAUCCUGGAGACUGGGAAUCGGAUUCGGGCAGAGACGUUCGCCGACUGCACCAGCCUCACCAUCGACGUGGCGGAGCGGGAGGACACGGGGAACUACAACAUCGUGCUGCAGAACGAGGCGGGGGAGGACAAGGCCACCAUCAAAGUCAAGGUCGUGGACAUUCCUGACCCCCCUGAGCCCCCAAUAAUAACUGAGAUUGGAGGAGACUGGUGCUCAAUGAUCUGGGAACCCCCCAUCUAUGAUGGAGCAUCACCUAUCUUAGGGUACUUCAUUGAGAGGAAGAAGAAGCAGAGCUCCAGGUGGAUGAGGCUGAACUUUGACCUUUGCGUAGAGACCACCUUUGUGCCCAAGAAGAUGAUCGAGGGGGUUCCCUACGAGGUUCGAGUGUCUGCCGUGAACGCCAUCGGCCCGUCUCGCCCCAGCGAACCCUCCAAGUCGUUCGUGCCCCUGGCGGUGACCAGCGAGCCCACCAUGCUGGUGGUUGAUGAUGUCACGGACGACACGGUGACGAUUAAAUGGCGGCCCCCGGAGACCAUUGGCGCCGCAGGGCUGGACGGGUACACCGUGGAGUACUGCCUUGAAGGGACGGAGGACUGGAUCAUGGCUAACAAGGAGCUGAUUGACAAAACCAGGUACACAAUCAAGGGGUUGACCCCCGAGACCAAGAUUAAAGUGAGGGUGAAGGCAGUCAAUGCAGCAGGAGCCAGCGAACCCCGGACUCUCCAAACCGCUAUCCUGGUCAAAGAGGUCGUAGAAAAUCCUAAGAUCCGUCUGCCGAGGCACCUGAAGCAGACUUACACUCGCAAGGUUGGAGAGGUCGUUAAUCUAGUCGUACCCUUCCAGGGGAAACCACGGCCCAAGGUCACCUGGACGAAGGAGGGGAAGGAAGUGGAUCACACGCAGGUGAACAUCCGCAACACGGACUGCGACAGCAUCAUCUUCAUCCGCAAAGCGGAGAGGAAGCACUCGGGGAAUUAUGAGAUGACUGUGAAGGUGGAGAACUUUGUGGACACCGCCAUCUUGGACAUACAGAUCGUGGACCUCCCCGGACCCCCGAGCACCGUGAAGAUUGCGGAUGUGUGGUGGGAGAAUGUAUUUCUGGAAUGGACCCCCCCAAAGGACAAUGGCAACGCUGCAAUAACAGGAUACACCAUCCAGAAGGCUGACAAGAAGACUAUGGAGUGGUAUACGUAUCUGGAGCACUACCACCGCAACUGCAUCACCGUCUCAGACCUGGUGGUGGGUAACGAGUACUUCUUCCGCGUGUUCUCGGAGAACAUGUGCGGCCUGAGCGAGACCGCCACGGCAACCAAGGACAGCGCGUUCAUCGCCAAGGAGGGCCUCAACGUGAAGGCUCCGGACUUCAAGGAUCACGACUUCAACGAGGCCCCUCAGUUCACUCAGCCGCUGGUCAACACCUUCGCCAUCGCCGGGUACAACACCACGCUCAACUGCAGCGUCCGCGCCAACCCCCGGCCCAAGGUGCAGUGGAUGAAGAACAAGAUGAUCAUCGUGGACGACCCGCGCUACCGCAUGUUCAGCAACCAGGGCGUGUGCAGCCUGGAGAUCCGCAAGCCCAGCCCCUUCGACGGCGGCAUGUACUCCUGCAAGGCCGUCAACACCCUGGGCGAGGCGCAGGUGGAGUGCAAGCUGGAGGUCAAAGGGAAUUUCACCUUCUGUGAUCUCAUGAAGAGGGGAGUGCCGCUGAACCUGAUUGACAAGUACAUGAACGAAUCCAGAAACCCUGAGCCGGAGAGGAAGUGACUGUGCUGACCACGGCCACGCCCAGGGUUUCUUCACACAUCGUCACAGCUCGAGCGCCUCUCUCGCUUGGAAAUUGGCUGGGAGGAGAAGGGGGGAGGGGUUUUAGGCAUGACACGCUAUGACAGCUAGAAACCAUAGUCACCACAGUGGAAUCCCUCCAUCAUUGGCUGUUGCACUGCCUACGUGUUUUGAAGUGGGGAUUUAAAGGGGCGGAUUUCAUGUCUGAAGCAUGUUAACAGACAGUUACCUUUGCUGUUAGUAGUAGGGCUUAAUGUUACACAUGAUAUUAGGAGACGCUUCCUCUUUUUGACCUAUUCAGGUUUUUCGAAAGAUUUUUCACGAAAAGGCAAAAUUUAAAAUGAAGCUGUGAACCCAUAUUUUCAGGAUUUCCUUUUUGGUUCUCAUUUGAAUUGUGAUUUUUUUUUUCUUUCUUCCAGUUAGUCUCCAGCUUUCUCUGCCAAAAACAACAGUGUUGCGAGUUUGUGCAGACCUAAAACAUGCGUUUACCUGAAAGAGAUGUAUGCUGCAAUUGUGCCCGAUUUUAUUUUAACUCACUGUUCUAAAUAGCGUAGCCAAGAUAGUCCUGAGGUUUGAGCACUUAUGCAAAUGGAAAAUUUAAAAUAAUUUCAAAAAAAUAAUAAUUUUCUCCAGCUGCAUGACUUGUGUAUACUCGCUUUCCCAGUGUCUAUCCAUGUCCCGUCUCCCUGUUCUCAAAUUCUGUUGUUGCGGAGGGGUGGGUGGGUGUUGCAGUUUUUAAAAUUCUUGUCAGUGAGGUUUCUCUUCUGUAGCUGUUAUGGACUCUGGUUUGAGAUGUCAGCUCAGCUUAGACAUUGAAGCGUGUGUUUCACCUAACGGACUCCUGUGUAAUUCAUACUAAUAAA